AUGCGAACCAAAUCAUCGGUAUCAACAUCUGCUGCAUCCGAGAUGCUCUGGUAGUGACUUGUAACAUAAGAUGUUGCCACGUCCAAGCUGGCAGCAUGCGGGUCGAAGGCCUUUGCAAGGGCUGACCAGAACACCCUGUCUCAUAUCACUGCCUGGGGCAAGUGCAUUCCCCAAACCGAGGCAAGCACCAUGGACAACACCCAUCAGAUAUGUGUCCCUUCAAGCUGGCGAAGACAAGACCGGCCACAUCAGCGCAGGAUCAAAUGAAGGGAUUUUGUUCUUCAACAAUGUGUAUCCCAUUUCCAUUCGAAGAAUCUUGGGGUUACCCGCACCUAGACUACUGGAUCGCCUCGUUGCUCCACUCAUCUCAGGAACCGGACCCCAACAGGUCAUUGAAAGGGCCAAGGCAAAGAAGGGUUUACAAAUUACUGCUUCUGAGGUUUUACCACGCAUGAGGGAAGGCGGGGCGUUUGUCAAGUUCACCCAUGAUGGAACCGUAUCAACCUCCGAAAUUGAGAAAGUGCUUCAACAGUACCUGAGGGAUGAGCCUGUCAAGCCAUGGUGGGCGCCGUUCCGACGCAUGCGUACCAAGAUCGUCAAGGGCCGUCCCUGGGUCGAGGACUUGAUGCGCAUGCCAGCACCAAGACUGAGAGUCGAAUUCAUUUCUGGAGAACCAGGAGGCAACCCCGUAGAUGCUGUCGAACUGUCACAAGAAGAGCUAUUUCAGUUCUUCCGACCUUACGGAAAGCUCUCGGAUAUCGUAAUGCAGCCUCCGGAUUCGAAAGUUCUGCCGAAGUUUGCGCAUAUCGACUUCUCGACCAUAGGCAAAGCGAUUAUGGCCAAGAAUUGUAUGCAUGGCUACCUUGUCUCGCAAGCUGAAGGCGGUGGAGCGAAGGGCACCAUCUUGCGAUUGAAGUACGAACAGAAGAUCAAGCCGAGAUGGAUCAGAGACUGGCUCUUUAGUCACCCUAGGAUUGUCAUACCCAUUCUCGCAGCAAUCAUAGCUGGUAUCACUGUAGCCAUCUUCGAUCCGAUCCGAACCUUCUUCGUCAAGGCACACAUCACCAGAGUACUGCACCUGGAGGAUAACAGACUCUACAAGUGGCUCAAAGGAUACGCUGAGGAUUUCAUCCGCGGCAAGAGAGACGACGAUGAAGCUGGCAUGGACGCUAUCUGGGACGACCGUAAAAGCAACAUCGAACAGGUUCAGACGUGGCUCAUGGAAACGGCCGAUACCUUUAUCAUUGUACAAGGUCCUCGAGGCUCCGGCAAGAGGGAACUAGUCGUCGACCAAGCUCUCGCGGACAAGAAGCUCAAGCUUGUUAUUGACUGCAAGCCCAUUCAAGAAGCCCGUGGCGACAGCGCGACCAUCAGCGCUGCCGCUAGCUCUGUCGGCUACAAGCCUGUCUUUUCCUGGAUGAACAGCAUCAGUGGCAUGAUCGACAUGGCUGCCCAAGGUGCGACGGGUGUCAAGACUGGAUUCUCGGAGACCCUCGAUUCUCAGCUCAGUAAAAUCUGGAAUACUACUACUACCGCACUCAAGCAGAUUGCACUUGACAAGCGGCACAAGACUGAUAAAGACGCCGGUCUGGGCGACGAUGAGUGGCUUGAAGCCCAUCCCGAGCACCGACCCAUCGUAGUCAUUGACAACUUCCUGCACAAGAGCAACGAAGGCGGUAUCGUCUAUGACAAGAUCGCUGAGUGGGCUGCUCGCCUGACGACGGCCAAUAUCGCGCAUGUCAUCUUCUUGACCAACGAUGUGUCCUUUAGCAAAUCGCUCUCGAAAGCCCUUCCCGACCGCGUCUUCCGCCAAAUCUCCCUUUCCGAUUGCUCGCCUGAGGUCGCUAAGCGCUACGUAGUUACCCACUUGGACGCUGAUGUUCAAGACGAUCCUGUGCCUCACGGGAAGGAGCCCAAGCCGGUUCCUUCGCAGUCACGCACGGACCUUGACGAAUUGGAUACCUGCAUUGAGCUGCUUGGUGGUCGACUUACAGAUCUCGAAUUCCUGGCACGAAGGAUCAAGGCAGGCGAGACACCCCAAAAGGCAGUCCACGAGAUGAUCGAUCAGUCCGCCUCUGAAAUACUCAAGAUGUAUAUCUUUGGCGCGGAGGACGAGGGUGGAAGCAGGCAUUGGAGUGCGGAGCAGGCGUGGAUGCUGAUCAAGGAGCUUGCGCAGAAGGAAAGCUUGCGUUACAAUGAUGUGCUGCUUGACGACAUCCUGAAGACAGGUGGCGAGACUGUUCUGCGUGCUCUCGAGCAAGCUGAGCUUAUCUCUAUCCAGUCUGGACCCAAUGGACGACCAUCGGCCAUCAAGCCUGGCAAGCCGGUGUACCACCCAGCGUUCAAGCGUCUCACAGAAGACAAAGUGCUGAAGAGCCGUCUUGACCUUGCAAUCCUUACGCACUUGACCAAGAUCGAGAGCGCAACAAUCGACAAGUGCGAGAACGAGUUACUGUUGCUUAGUAAGCUCAAGAGCCAGCCGGCACAGAUGGCAGGGAGGGCGAACUACCUGCUCAACAAGAUGAUGGUGAGCCAGGAGAAGGUGGAGAAGUACGAGACUGAGAUGAAGGGCUUGAAGAAGGUUCUUGGUCAGGAGUAUUGAUCGUUGGGCUUGUAAAGAUACCACUCUCCUAUCGUUCAGAUAUAUAGCAUACCCCAGAGUUUGACAUAGGUUGUUCCUC
Molecule: messenger RNA, 2681 nt
Organism: Macroventuria anomochaeta
Lineage: Eukaryota; Fungi; Ascomycota; Dothideomycetes; Pleosporales; Didymellaceae
Exons: 3
Coding region: 71-2602 (843 amino acids)
Cellular component (GO): mitochondrial inner membrane
Molecular function (GO): RNA binding
Source: RefSeq, a predicted model, not a curated record